UUUUUGUCUACAGAAUCAAAAUAUUUGCUCAACAGUGGACUCGGAGACCAUUAAAAAUAAACUCCCACUUGAAUAUCAUUUGACUGCAUAGCCAGGGUCUCACUGAGUUGGUUAGGGGGUUGCUAAGUUGUGGAGGCUGGCCUGGAACUUGUGAUCCUCUUGUCUCAGUCUCGAGUCACGGAGAUUAUAGGCAUGAUCCACCACGCCUGACAGCAUAGUUUUCAGCAGACACAACAUCUUUGUUUGUAUGUGGUGCUGAGGAUCGAACCUGGGCCGCACGCAUGCUAGUCACUAAUGUAUAAUCAGGAUGAGUGGGUUAGGAGAAAAUUUGGAUCCACUGGCCAGUGACUCACGAAAACGCAAAUUGCCAUGUGAUACUCCAGGACAGGGUCUUACCUGCAGUGGUGAAAAGUGGAGACGAGAGCAGGAGAGUAAAUAUAUUGAAGAAUUGGCUGAACUGAUAUCUGCAAAUCUUAGUGAUAUUGACAAUUUCAACGUCAAACCAGAUAAAUGUGCAAUUUUAAAGGAAACAGUAAGACAGAUACGUCAAAUAAAAGAGCAAGGAAAAGCUAUUUCUAGUGAUGAUGAUGUUCAGAAAGCGGAUGUGUCUUCUACAGGACAAGGUGUUAUUGAUAAAGACUCUUUAGGACCACUUUUACUUCAGGCAUUGGAUGGUUUCCUGUUCGUGGUGAAUCGAGAUGGAAACAUUGUAUUUGUGUCAGAAAAUGUCACACAAUACCUGCAAUAUAAACAGGAGGACUUGGUUAACACAAGUGUGUAUAAUAUUUUGCAUGAAGAAGAUAGAAAGGAUUUUCUUAAAAACUUACCAAAAUCUACAGUUAAUGGAGUUUCCUGGACAAGUGAAACCCAGAGACAAAAAAGCCAUACAUUUAAUUGCCGUAUGUUGAUGAAAACAACACACGAUAUUCUGGAAGACAUGAAUACCAGUCCUGAAAUGCGCCAGAGAUAUGAAACAAUGCAGUGCUUUGCCUUGUCUCAGCCACGAGCUAUGAUGGAGGAGGGGGAAGAUUUGCAGUCCUGUAUGAUCUGUGUGGCUCGUCGCAUUACUACAGGAGAAAGAGCAUUUCAGUCAAAUCCUGAGAGCUUUAUUACUAGACAUGAUCUUUCAGGGAAGGUGGUCAAUAUAGACACAAAUUCACUGAGAUCCUCCAUGAGGCCUGGUUUUGAAGAUAUAAUCCGAAGGUGUAUCCAGCGAUUUUUCAGUCUUAAUGAUGGCCAGUCAUGGUCCCAGAAACGUCACUAUCAAGAAGCUUAUAUUCAUGGCCACGCGGAAACCCCAGUGUAUCGAUUCUCGUUGGCUGAUGGAACUAUAGUGACUGCACAAACAAAAAGCAAGCUCUUUCGGAAUCCUGUGACAAAUGACCGUCAUGGCUUUGUCUCAACCCACUUUCUUCAGAGAGAACAGAAUGGGUAUAGACCAAACCCAAAUCCUGUGGGACAAGGCAUUAGACCUCCUGUAGCUGGAUGCAGCAGUUCAGUAGGAGGCAUGAAUAUGUCACCAAACCAAGGAUUACAGAUGCUGAGCAGCAGGGCCUACGGCUUGACAGAUCCCAACGCCACAGGGCAGAUAAGUGGAACGAGGUAUGGGGCUUCCGGUAACAUAGCCUCAUUGACCCCUGGGCCAGGCGUGCAGUCACCAUCUUCCUACCAGAAUAAUAACUAUGGGCUCAGUAUGGGUAGCCCCCCACAUGGCAGUCCAGGUCUUGGCUCCAACCAGCAGAGCAUCAUGAUUUCUCCUCGAAAUCGUGGGAGCCCGAAGAUGGCGUCACACCAGUUUUCUCCUGUUGCAGGUGUGCACUCUCCCAUGGGGUCUUCUGGCAGCACUGGGAGCCACAACUUUUCUAGCAGCUCUCUCAGUGCCCUGCAAGCCAUCAGUGAGGGUGUGGGCACCUCCCUUUUAUCUACUCUGUCUUCACCAGGCCCCAAGUUGGAUAACUCGCCCAAUAUGAAUAUAACGCAACCAAGUAAAGUGACCAGUCAAGAUUCCAAGAGUCCCCUGGGUUUGUACUGUGAUCAAAAUCCGGUAGAGAGCUCAAUGUGUCAGUCAAAUAGCAGAGAUCACCUCAAUGACAAAGAAAGUAAGGAGAGCAGUGGUGAAGGGUCAGAGAAUCAACGGGGUCCUUUGGAAAGCAAAGGUCAUAAAAAGUUACUGCAGUUACUGACCUGCUCUUCUGAUGACCGAGGUCAUUCUUCCUUGACCAACUCCCCUUUGGAUUCAAGUUGUAAAGACUCUUCUGUUAGUGUCACCAGCCCCUCUGGAGUCUCCUCCUCAACAUCAGGAGGAGUGUCCUCCACAUCCAAUAUGCAUGGGUCACUGUUGCAAGAGAAACACCGUAUUUUGCACAAGUUGCUGCAGAAUGGGAAUUCACCAGCUGAGGUAGCCAAGAUUACUGCAGAAGCCACUGGGAAAGAUACCAGCAGUACUACUACUUGUGGUGAAGGAAAUGUCAAGCAGGAGCAGCUAAGUCCUAAGAAGAAGGAGAACAAUGCACUUCUUAGAUACCUGCUGGACAGGGAUGAUCCUAGUGAUGCGCUCUCUAAAGAACCUCAGCCCCAGGUAGAAGGAAUGGACAAUAAAAUGAGUCAGUGCAGCAGCUCCACCAUUCCUAGCUCAGGUCAAGAAAAAGACUCGAAAAUUAAGACAGAAACAAGUGAAGAGGGAUCUGGAGACUUAGAUAAUCUAGAUGCUAUUCUGGGUGAUCUGACUAGUUCUGACUUUUAUAAUAAUCCCAUAUCCACAAAUGGCAGUCAUCUAGGGACCAAGCAACCAAUGUUCCAAGGAACAAAUUCUCUGGUAGGUUUGAGAAGCCCACAGUCUGUGCAGUCUGCUCGUCCUCCGUAUAACCGUGCAGCAUCUCUAGAUAGCCCUGUUUCUGUUGGCUCAAGUCCUCCAAUAAAGAAUAUCAGUGCUUUCCCCAUGCUAGCAAAGCAGCCUGUGCUGGGUGGGAAUCCAAGGAUGAUGGAUAGUCAGGAAAAUUAUGGCUCAAAUAUGGGUGGACCAAACAGAAAUGUGACACUGAACCAGACUCCUUCUCCAGAGUGGGGCUUACCAAACUCAAAGGCCAGUAGAGUGGAACCUAUGAGUUCUAACUCCAUGGGAAGACCAGGAGAUUACAGUGCUUCUUUACCCAGACCUGCAAUGGGGGGCUCUGUGCCCACUUUGCCUCUUCGGUCUAAUAGUAUACCAGGUGCAAGGCCAAUGUUGCAGCAGCAGCAGCAGCAACAGCAACAGCAUAUGCUUCAAAUAAGGCCUGGUGAGAUUCCCAUGGGAAUGGGGGUCAAUCCCUAUGGCCAAGCAACACCAGCUAAUCAACCAGGUUCCUGGCCAGAUGGCAUGCUGUCCAUGGAACAAGGGCCCCAUGUGCCUCAAAAUAGACCUCUUCUCAGGAAUUCCCUGGAUGAUCUCCUUGGGCCACCUUCUAACCCAGAAGGCCAGAGUGAUGAGAGAGCAUUGUUGGACCAGCUACACACACUCCUGAGUAAUACAGAUGCCACAGGCCUGGAGGAAAUUGACAGAGCUUUGGGCAUCCCUGAACUUGUAAAUCAGGGACAAGCUUUGGAGCCCAAACAAGAUGCCUUCCAAGGCCAAGAAGCAGCAGUACUGAUGGAUCAGAAGGCAGCUUUGUAUGGGCAGACAUAUCCAGCACAGGGGCCUCCAGUGCAAGGAGGCUUUAAUCUUCAGGGACAAUCGCCGUCUUUUAACUCUAUGAUGACUCAGAUGAACCAGCAAGGCAGUUUCCCUCUCCAAGGAAUGCACCCCAGGGCCAACAUCAUGAGACCCCGGACAAACACUCCCAAGCAACUUAGAAUGCAGCUUCAGCAGAGGCUGCAGGGCCAGCAGUUCUUGAAUCAGAGCCGGCAGGUGCUUGAAAUGAAAAUGGAAAACUCCGCUGCUGCUGCUGCUGCCGCCGCCACUGCUGCUGCAGCAAUCAGGCCCAUGAUGCAGCCCCAGCAGGGUUUUCUGAAUGCCCAGAUGGUUGCCCAACGCAGCAGAGAGCUGCUAACUCACCACUUCCGACAGCAGAGGGUGGCGAUGAUGAUGCAGCAGCAGCAGCAGCAGCAGCAGCAGCAGCAGCAGCAGCAGACCCAGGCCUUCAGCCCACCCCCAAAUGUGACUGCUUCCCCCAGCAUGGAUGGGGUUUUGGCAGGACCUGCCAUGCCACAAGCUCCACCACAGCAAUUUCCAUAUCCACCAAAUUAUGGAAUGGGACAACAACCAGAUCCAGCUUUUGGUCGAGUGUCCAGUCCUCCUAAUGCAAUGAUAUCAUCAAGAAUGGGCCCCUCUCAGAAUCCCAUGAUGCAGCAUCCUCAGACAGCAUUGUAUCAGUCCUCAGAAAUGAAGGGCUGGCCAUCAGGAAAUGUGGCCAGGAACAGCUCAUUUCCCCAGCAGCAGUUUGCGCACCAGGGGAAUCCUGCAGCAUACAGCAUGGUGCACAUGAAUGGCGGUAGUGGUCACCUGGGACAGAUGAACAUGAAUUCCAUGCCCAUGUCUGGCAUGCCCAUGGGUCCUGAUCAGAAAUAUUGCUGAUGUCUCCAAACCUGGACCUCUGAGGAAAUCACUGUACAAAUGACACUGCACUAGGAUAAUCCGGAGGUAAAGAAUCAUUGUCCAGGUGUCCAGCUUUGAAGCAAGGACCAGCUUUGAUCUCCGCAGGGCUAUUCCAAGUGAUGUUACUUGGGCAGGACUGGAUCUGAAGCUGAAGUGCGACAUCUACCUGUCCCUCCCCCGCUCCCCCACUUCUGUAUAUCAUGGUAUUCAAAACAAAUGUUUUUAGCAUUCUGCCUCCUAGGGAUGUGAAUCUGGAGAUAUGGAGUGUUUAUUACAGAACUCCUGUGUCACUUCCUUCUGCCUUGCUAGCCAGUCUUUCAAAUAGAUGUAAGUGGACCAGAGAGCAUUGGAGAAACCAGGGACCACCAGAACACCUGUUUUUUUUUUUUUAAUGGCAGUAUUGGACAAAGCAUAGUCCCAGUUAUUAAGUGUUUUUGUCACCACCAAGCAGUUUUGUGUUGACCCUUUGUCCAGUGGAGUUGUCAUUUGAAUCCUUGUCCUUUACUGAUGGUGUUGAGUUGCUCUGUCCCUUUUAUUGUCCUAGGCCUUUUCCUGAUGAAGAUGUUCAUUUGGCCCUAAUGUACUGUAACACUUCACCUCCAGGAUUUGUCGUGUAUGAUAAAUGGCUGUGCAGAAGGGAACAUGAGCUGACAGUAUUUAAUUGCAGCAGUGGCAAAUUUUUCAUAUGCUAACGUGCAGCUGAGUGCACUUUAUUGAAAAAGUAAUGGAUAAAUGCAAUAUUCCUGAGGUCUUGAGGAAUGAGGAGCCACAUUCCUGGUUUUGUCCACACUAUUCUAUUGGACAAGAACUAUGAUUUAUUUUUUUUUAAAGUGCUGGUGUCACCCUUUGCCUAUAUGGUAGAGCAAUAAUGCGUUUUGAAAAUAAACUUCUGAAAACCCAAGGCCAGGUACUGCAUUCUGAAUCAGAAUUUUGCAGUGUUUCUGUGAAUAAGUUUUUUUUUUUUGUAAAUAUGACCUUUAAGAUAUUGUAUUAUGUAAAAUAUGUAUAUACCUUUUUUUUGUAGGUCACAACAACUCAUUUUUACAGAGUUCGUGAAGCUGAAUAUUUAACAUUGUUGAUUUUAGUAAACUCUGUGGUGAGGCUACAAACAGCAGAGACACCUGUCUCGUGGCCUGAGGAGGAGCAGUGGUCCACGGCUCUUCCUCCCGCCGGCAUUAGUCACCUCAUUUUUUUUUUUUUUCAAUCUCUUAAUCUAAAUGCUUUUUAAAGAGAUCAUUUGUUUAGAUGUAAUCAUUUAAAAAAAUUUUUUUUUAAGCUCCUCUACCAGAGAACUAAGCACUUUCUUUUUGGGGAAAGAAUAGAUAUGGGAAAAUAAACUUAAAAUAUCAGCAGUUAAAAAUUAAGCAAUUUGAUUUAAAAAGAAUCUUUUGGAUUUUAAGCAGACCAUAAAUGAACAAUAAUUCCUCCCUUCCUUUUUUCAUGUAAACUGUAUAUGCUGCCUUUUCAUCCAUUUUAGGAGUGCUCUAAGAAUUUGAUUGCUGGGACUUGAAUCCCACACUGUCACCACAGGAGUCAAAUCCUUGGUGUGUGGUUUCUGGUGCCUGCUCAGCUGUGUCUGGUCAUUCUGCUGCUAUGUGUGGUGUUCUCACGGCUUCCCUGAAAGUUAGGACAGUGUCGUGGUUGUUUCUUCAGAACUUCAGUAUCCAUAAUAGCCAGUUUUGCCGUGACUCGGAGCCAGUCUGAGCACUGCCCCCACACACCUGCCACUUUUCUCUCUCUGAUACUGUUCUAAUCAUUUUGGAGUAGGAGAAAAAUCAAGUUUAAUUCUCAUUAUCUGGGUUACUUUUUUUUGGGUUCAAAUAGUUGAAUAAAUUGGGUUUUGGGAUAUUUAUGAAUUUCAAAUGUCUCUGCUAGCCUUGGUGUCAUUUUCUAGCAAUAACUAAGAGCCACUUGAUUUUUUUUUUUAAACUUUCACAUGAUUAGCCAACCUUUUUCGAUGUCUCUUAAGGUAAGAUCAUUUAAUUUCUUUGACAUACUUGAAUAAGUGAAGCCCCAUUUCCAGAAACUACCACUAGAGUGGGUUUUAUAUUUUCAACAGUGUGUAGACCAUCAUGAGCUUGCCUCUUACCUCCCCACCCCCCUGCGAUAAAAAUAAAUCUCAGAUUGUAAAUCCAUGAACUUCCACCUUAUUGGCCCAGGCUUUUCAGAUGACAUCGUCUCCUGUGUGGAGCCAGAGCCACACCAAGUGAGUCUUUUUCAAUCUAGUGGUUUUGGGUGUGUCUGAACUUUCCUCAUUCAAAUUGUAUAUAUGGGGAGGACAGAAUGGUGCUCCUACCUUUCUUGACUUUUAAAAAUUGAAACAAAACUUUUUUUCAGUCCUGACUCUAGGCCGAUGGAAGGCAGCAACACCCACUUUUUGUAUGGGGAAAAUAAUGAGAUUAUAAGUUUUUAUAUUUUCUACUUAUUGAUUUUAUUGGUGCAAACUCAAGAUUUUGGUUUCCUUUUAAUGGAUGCAGUCUUUGAGAUAAUUUGUUUUUAACCUUUAUUGUCCUUUUAUCAUUUUUGGAUAAUUCUUUUUGUAUUCCUGCUGCCUACCUCUCUUAAACUCUCCCUUCAGCCCCCUCUUUUUAAACAUAGGUAUCUGUUGAGUAAACAGUAUAUCUUUUCAUCUGCUUUUAGGAUGUGGGGUAUUUCCAGUACCUACUUUUUUGCUGAAUCCAAAGAUUAUUAUAUAAAUAAAAAUAUAUUUUAUGAAGAUCAAAAUGAUAUAAAGGAGAUACAUGUUUCUUCCUUUAGAAAAUAGAAAUUGCAUUGUUAAUGUUAUGAUGCCAUUUUUCUAAAUUGUGCAUCUGGAUUGAAAGGUGUAAAUAUCAACAAUCUUAGUUUAUCAGUGUUGAAUAUCUAAGGUGGGUUGGGGGUACACAAGGGAGUUGUGUACUGCGCAAGAUGAGAGUUGGCUGGUGUCCUAGAAGUUCUUUGAACCAGAGGUAGAUGCAGCUGGAAGUAGAUAGCAUGAAUCUGUGAACAGCUGCCCACAUGCCUUCCCAGGUCUCUUCAUUUGCAGAAGCCAUGAGUUAUGUUCCCAAGGAGGAAAUGCACAGGAGCGAGAGCUCUAGGACAGAUGAGGUUUUACCCCUGCAGCAGAGGAAUUUGGGUUGUUUUCAACUCCAAGGCAUACUAUUUGCAAACAGGCAGGGUGUUUUCUUUUUCUUCCCUUCUUUCUUUUUCUUUCCAGUGUAUGGAGUUUUGAAGAAGAUGGAAAUGUCAUUCUGAGAGCAAUAUUGAAAUUCUCAGGAAUUGACCAAACAGUGUUGAGAAUGAAUUUGGUUUCAGUCAAGUUUACAUUAAGUCAUUCUUCACAUUGCAAAGCAUCUAACUACAUGGGAAUACUCAUGAAAUGGGGUGGUGAGCUGUGACUGCUUUGCUGACAGUUUUGGAUGUUCUUGUAAAUAAAGGUUUCUAUUUAAAACCAGA
Messenger RNA from Ictidomys tridecemlineatus (thirteen-lined ground squirrel), 8005 nucleotides. Lineage: Eukaryota; Metazoa; Chordata; Mammalia; Rodentia; Sciuridae. The record is from RefSeq and is a predicted model, not a curated record.